UCCUCCCAUCGCUGUCCCCGCCCGCUGGGGACACCCCGGGGCGGAGCCCCGCAUGCGCUCGGGGCCCGGCGGUGGCCGCGGUGGCCCCGGGGACGCGGAGCCGGAGGUGAAGGCGCGGGCACAAGGACGACGUCCCCCAGAGCCGUGCUGCCGGGGGAGAUGACGGCCAUCCUGGAGCGCCUCAGCACGCUGUCCCUCAGCGGGCAGCAGCUCAGCCGCCUCCCCCGGCUGCUGGAGGACGGCCUCCCUAAAAUGCCCUGCACCGUCCAAGAGGCCGAGGUGCCACAGCUCUUUCGGGAGCCCUACAUCCACGCCGGGUACCGUCCCACCGGCCAGGAGUGGCGGUACUACUUCUUCAGCCUCUUCCAGAAGCACAACGAGGUGGUCAACGUGUGGACUCACCUCCUGGCGGCGCUGGCCGUGCUGCUGAGGUUCAAGACAUUCGUGGAGGCCGAGCAGCUGCCCGUGGACGCGUGGUCCUUGCCUCUGUUCAUCUUCGUCCUCUCCUCCGUCACCUACCUGACCUGCAGCCUCUUGGCCCACCUGCUGCAGUCCAAAUCGGAGCUGUCCCACUACACCUUCUACUUCGUGGACUACGUCGGUGUCAGCAUCUACCAGUACGGUAGCGCCCUGGCCCAUUUCUACUACAGCUCCGACCAAGCCUGGUACGACAAGUUCUGGCUUUUCUUCCUCCCGGCCGCAGCUUUUUGCGGCUGGCUGUCCUGCGCCGGCUGCUGCUACGCCAAAUACCGCUACCGACGGCCGUACCCCAUCAUGAGGAAGAUGUGCCAGGUGAUCCCAGCCGGGCUGGCCUUCGUCUUGGACAUCAGCCCCGUGGCUCACCGGGUGGUGGUGUGUCACCUGGGGGGCUGCGAGGAAGACGCCGCUUGGUACCACACCUACCAGAUCCUGUUUUUCCUCAUCAGUGCUUAUUUCUUCUCCUGCCCGGUCCCUGAGAAGUACUUCCCCGGCUCCUGCGAUAUCGUUGGCCAUGCCCACCAGAUCUUCCACACCUUCCUGGCCAUCUGCACCCUCUCCCAGCUGGAGGCCAUUUGCUUGGAUUACAAGACCAGGCAGGAAAUCUUCCUGAAGAGACACGGGCCCUUCUCCAUCUAUCUCUCCUGCGGCUCUUUUUUCGGCCUGGUGGCUUGCAGCGCCCUCACAGCCUACGUCCUGCGAGGCAGGAUCAAGGCCAGCCUGGCGAAAAAGGACUCCUGAGGGGCGCGGAGGCCACGGGCAACGACACCACCGGGGUGGUGCAAACCAAGGAAAGGGGCAUAGCGUACUAGAGACGUAACUGGCUUGUUUGCCUAACACACUGUGACUAACCUGGACCUUGGACUUGGGUGGAGGGCUGGGUGCUGGAUAUGUUUUCACGGCAGGGGCUGCCUUCUGCCCUACGGGGGGACAGAGAGGGAUUAAGCCAGAACAAGGCACUUAACCAAGGAUGCUGAAAUAGGCAGAGGUUUCUUGUUCACUCUGGCAAACCUAGUUAUCUAGCUGGGAGCUGAACUUCAGGGAAGGUGGCCUGAGGGCUGUGAGGCUGUAGCGGGGUCUCACGAGGCGGUGGAGAACCCACCAUGAGGCCCAGAGGUGCACGUGGUGACCUCUUUGUGUUUUGCUGUCUCUGAGGAGACCUGUUAGCAUCACAGGCAGUAACAAGGUUUCAGGAGGAGUCCACACUUGUAGGGUUUGGUUGCAAAGGGUAUGUUGGAACAGUGGCUGCAAUAAUCCUUCUCCUAGCUGGGCUAAGCCAGGUUCUCUCGACGACCUCCUUCUCAAGUAUCUCAAUGCCAGGUGGCAUCAGCAAAGCAUCUAGACCUGGACUUGACCUUCUUUAGGAUGAACGGGGUCCGAACCUUUGUGUCUGCCUGGCACUGGUGUGGGCUCAGCCACCUCUGACCCAGGUGGGGAUGUCAGCUCAUCUCCAUCUCCUCCAUCUUCAUAGUUGCACCAUUUUAGAACCACAGAGCAGCUGGAAAAGACCUUAAAGAUCAUCUGGUCCCAGCCCCCUGCCAUUUUGUCUGCCUGUGUGUAACAAGUUCGUGCAUUCCUGUGUUGACUGACCCCGUAUCAUCUGCCACAGGAGGCUGGCUGACUUCCAAUGCAGCCCACAUGGUGUAGAAGUAACUUGGGUGUGAUCGGUCUGAUAGGGGAAAGGCUCUGGGCCCCGGGCCUCCAGCAGCCCUAGGAUGGUCGUAGACAAAAGGGGAUAAAAGUGAAGUGGAUGUGAAGCCUUUGUUCCCCUCUUAAUGGUUCUUUUUAGGAUGCCAAGCGAUCCUUGGUGGGCAUUGAAGCUGACUGUGAAGCUUCAAGGUUGCUCUUCUCUGAUGCAUAGGGCUGUGGAUCGGGCAUGUUUUUAUCAGCACUGGAUGAAGGUAGAGUGGUGAAAGGCAGGAGCAGGUUGACAGAAUUAAGGUUCUUUGUAGUCUUUGGGAUGGGUUUGUCCUUGGAACUUGGUGAGUUCCAGUUCAAGUGUGUAGGAAGGGUUGGUUUAUGGUGUCCACAAGUAGACGAGUCUCUUCUGGGUUUGCUGGGGGGAAUAUCAGGUAUGGAGCCGCAUACCUGUACUACAGUUGGUAGCACUUACAGGACUGAUGCUGAGAGCCCUCGCAGGGACCUGUUCCAUUCAGCCUAGGCACCUCCUGUCCGACCCACAGCUCACUUUCCACACGAAACUCGGGGUCCUCCCAGCUGUAUGCUGUGCAAGACCUGAAGCCUCAAAUGCCCUGACAUCUCCAGGAGGUGCAGCUCUUUGCUGAAAGCCAGGGAGACUUGGGAUCUACUCCAGCCGGGGAUCUCUCUCACCGAAUCCAAGGGCAGGCAAACGAAUUGUGGUUGCUGGUCCUGAGCAGGCAGGGUUUGGGGUUGGGGAUAUGAUUGAUCAUGACAAGCACUGAUUCCUGCACUUGAUCCGUUUUUUAACUAUUGAGAUGUGUUUAUGUGUGCGCGCGUGCCUGCUAUAAUAUCCAGGAAGGCUUUGCCUGUGGCUUUUUUGUCUGCAGAGCUUCCUAGUUGUGUCCAGAUGGGCUAAAACAGAAGGAGUGGGCACCGCUAGCAGCAAGCCGUGCUCUGCCCCUACCUGGUUAUACCGGUACCAAAAGGCAGAGAUCACCCGGGCGUUUCCUUCUCUAUGGCUUUGAAACUAGGUGAGAUGUUGAGCCCCUGGCUAAGGAGGAUGACUACAGUAAGGCCGCCCAGUUCACAGCGGGGUCGGAGGUGCCCCAUGAUUCUCCUGAGGUUCCUCUGGCCUUAUAUCAUCUCCUGCCUGCUCCAGCAGAAGUGAAACUUCUCCUUGUGGGGCAACCGUUGUGUGGCAGCACUGCUGUUUCCACAUCCUCCCGUGUUAGCCCUCAGCUGAGGCCACUCCUAGCCCCGUGGGGCCCUGCGCUCAGACCUGGAGCUGACCUCCUGGUCACUAUGAUGGGUUAAUUUAGCAGGGAGCCGCCACACGGGUGGCUGCUGCUGUGAGGAUGCACCCUUGGUGUCACAGGGGGCUUGUCUCCACUGGAGCUUCCUCCAUCCCUGUCUCCAUCCUCCUCCUCUUCCUCCAGUGAGCUUCUCUGUUUUGGGACUUCAUCCUUGUGCCUUACACACCUGGUUACCUACCUGUGCAGGCUCCACAUGCCGUGCCAUUGAUCUAGGGGAGAGCAGGGCUGCGUCCCGAGGGAGGAAAAGUGUCUCUGUGCUAAAUGUUCAGCCCACCUGAGGGCCUGUCGGGGUCUGCUCCUUGGGCUCGCUGCUUGGAGCUCGCCUUCCUCCAUCCUGGUGCUCCUAAGGAGGCACGGCUGGGAAGGGCGAAGAGGAGGCCACCAAAGGUUGAUCACGAAGGGACCCAAGUCCUAACCCUCACCCUCAGGAAUCUCCACUCCUGAGAUUGUUUUUUAGCAGCCUGGGUCUUCACAGAUCCACUGAGAAGUCAGCCCAACGUGCCUUACGCCAUCACCUCCUGGGAUUUACACUCUCUGCUGGUCCACUUUUACCGGGGACUGGCUUUGCCCAGCGUACGAGGCAGAAGGGGAGGAUGGAGAGAGGUGCCUUCAACUUGCCUUAAACUUGCAGUUUUGCCCAGUGAUUUGUGUAGCAGGGCAAGGACGGGUUCCUCAUGUGCCUUGCAAUUGACAGCUUUUACUGACGAGAUUGUUUUUAAGCACUGUUUGUUACUAAACCGAAGUACGGAAGAGUUUGUAUUAUUUUUUUCCCCUGGGAAACAGGGAAGGAUAAGGGUGUUAGAUACUAACCAUCCCCUUCCCGCCUCCCGUCUGCUGACGUCGCAUUGUUGGAAACAUUGACAAUAUUUUAAGCUUUGUACUGUACUGAUCAUUAUUUAAAAACCUUAGUGAAAAGAAAAAAAAAAAAGAAAACUGUGAAAGUAAACCGAUUGGUGUGGUGUGAAAUUGCCAAACGCACAAAGGUUGUGAGUCACGGGGAAGAAACUUCGGCCUUACGGGAAGAGUGGGCAAUAAUAAUAACAAUAAUUAACGCCGGGGUGUGAUUUUAUCUGUGUAUUUCAAAGCACAGGUUUCAUAGUAAUUCUGUGAUAAUUACGCCCUGACACUGAUUAGAGGGAUUAAGUUCAUCAUCCACAGGAGUAUUUGGGUGCUCGGUAUUCCUUAAUUUCUUCCAGAGGCGAGUACCUUAAGUGCCAUGGUCCUCUGCUCCAGGCCCAGCAGCCCCAGCUCUUUGCCUGUACAGAAGCCCAUCCUAUCCUACAGCCUUUGACAUCCCUGCCCAAAUUCAAUGCCAUCUGGGCUUUGGCUUUCCUAAAUUCAUCCCUGGGUGCUCAACCAUAUUCCUGUGUUCAUCGGAAUACAGGAACCUGUCCCUGCUUUCACCCUCUGCACGCUUCCCUUUCGUGUCAGGGUUUCGUGUUGAGGUUUUGGGGAUUUCUCCAUACUACGGCACUUCCUCGCUUCUAUGCAAACGCUGCGGGUGCCCCCGCUUAAACUUUGCUCUGUGGGUUUUAAUAUCCAUUUCUGCCAUAGCUCUCUGAGGUAUUUGCUUAUCAACCCUGUCCAUCGCUCCCUUGCAGGGGCUGGUAACUCUCCCUCACCUCUUAUUCCUGGUUCCAAGCCCUCCUUACCAUGUGCAAUCUCAUACAUGCUUCAUCCCUAAGAUAUACUCUCAAUGAUUCAGUCCCAUAAAAAAAAAUAAAAUGCAUUUUUUUCCUUUUAUUAG
This is a messenger RNA of Anas platyrhynchos (mallard), 5178 nucleotides long. The record is from RefSeq and is a predicted model, not a curated record. Lineage: Eukaryota; Metazoa; Chordata; Aves; Anseriformes; Anatidae.